AUGGUCAGCUAUGUAUAUUGGCCUGAACACCUGUACUCGAGGCCUGAUGAGGACGGCGCAAUUGCAAUCGGGAUCUCAUUGGAGGGCUCGGAUAUAAUGGUGCUUGACACUGUGCCUCGAAACGGGGCGCAGACUGCGCUGGAACAUCCAUAUUGUGAAGCUGCAGUGAGUGAAGCUGGGGGCACAGAGUGGCAGUUUGGUGAAAAGGACGUUGCUAUUACUCGAUUUGAUGCUCCACGACUCGACUUAAUGCAGUUUUUUGCUCUAGAGCCCAUAUCGCUAACGUUGCCCGAAAAGCAAAACCAUACAUCCGAUGUUGGAAACAUGCGGAAGCUUUAUGAAUAUAGUCGCUACUUCCACACGGACUCCAAAUUGAGACAGUCAGUUAGCUUGAUCAAUCUGUAUUACUCACACCUCUCUGCAUUCCAUACUAAAUACCCACAGCUUACAACGGCUGAGCAACAAUAUCGCCCUUGGCGAUCCAUAUUUGCGUGGUACAAACAAACAACGUUCAAUAGAUUAAUAUGUUGGACAUUCCUACAUAUUAUAGUCAUGCUCUGUACUGUCGCAUAUUCAGUCUCUGCGGUACUGAAUUGGCGGUACCUCCCCCUAGCGAACGUUUCCGCUACUGCAAGACAGAUCGAUUUGCGCUGCAGACAACUGUGCUAUUUCCCAGUGCAAUACCUAAUGAUUAAUAAGAAUAAGCUAGUGAGGAAAAAAAUGAGGCGGUUCUCUAACCAUGCCCAGCCAGCAAAGGGUGCAACAAGGGACUUUCCUUGCAAGUUUUAUCCGGACUACAUUCGAUUUUACAAUACCAUAUGGCUGAUGAUAAAUGAUUUAUCGUUUGGUCUGAUAAUUGGAUCAGUCAUAAGUGAUAAAAGUGGAGCUUUGUGUCCCCUGAUCAAUAGGGCAGUCACGUAUUGUCUUAACGAUUUGUUAAAGUCAGUGACCACAAGAUUGGCAAACAACCCGUUUGGGAUCAAGCUUAAUGACGAACUGACGAGAUUUUUAAGCGAUCUGUUUUUAUGGAUCAUUGAAUUUGCCAAUUUUUACGUCAUUACCCCAUUCACCAGUGAGCAGAGCUUGUCGAAACUUUUAAAAGUUGUCAGUAAAACAAUGAUACUCAUUGGCGCCUCCUUUGGGUUUUCUUUGCUAGCGGAUUUUUUCACGCUAAUAAGCCUACACAUUUACUGCUUUUACCACAUCAUCAACAAGCUGUAUUCUUGGCAGUUGAAUGCUAUGAUGAGUCUGUUUUACUUAUUCCGUGGGAAGAAACGGAAUAAGUUACGGCACAGAGUCGAUUUCCAUUCGUUCGAUCUUGACCAGCUACUAAUGGGGAUGUUGAUAUUUGUGCCCCUCGUAUACUUAACCCCGACAGUGUUGGCUUUCUAUAUUAGUUACACUGUGCUGAGGUUGUUCGCCAUCUAUUUUGAAAUCGGCCUGAACUACGUAAUUGCGCUGAUAAACCAUUUCCCUUUGUUUGCGCUUCUACUUCGGAUAAAGGACCCUAAAAGAUUACCUGGCGGGGUAUCUCUCACCACUGCAGACCAGGGGAACUCUUUCAAACUAAAGAAUAACCCAUUGCAAUUUGGAAUGAUGUUUAGCCUCUAUACCGUUUUAUUGGGCCAGAUAGGUGAACAGUACUGCUCUCUCGGCACUUUGAAAAAAAUUUUGGGCGGUCGACCCAUCUCGCUAAAUCGGAACAGGCUAUAUUGCGUACUGUACUCCUCGUUACCCGUGGAACCAAUGAUGAUUCAUUGCAUUUAUGAGGAGCUGCUUGAAACUCUCCCUAAUGAGCACGCGAAGCACGAGGCCGAGACGUAA
Huiozyma naganishii CBS 8797 is the source of this 1824-nucleotide messenger RNA. It is a transcript of the gene GPI1, whose product is annotated as phosphatidylinositol N-acetylglucosaminyltransferase. NCBI's taxonomy places the organism in Eukaryota, Fungi, Ascomycota, Saccharomycetes, Saccharomycetales, Saccharomycetaceae. Gene Ontology annotation, biological process: GPI anchor biosynthetic process. Gene Ontology annotation, cellular component: endoplasmic reticulum; membrane. The coding region runs from base 1 to 1824 and encodes 607 amino acids. The record is from RefSeq and is a predicted model, not a curated record. The transcript has a single exon.